CCGUCAACAGCCACGGCCUCAGCCGCUAAAGGACUCUCUUUCCCAAUGGUGUCAGUCUCCGCUCCGUGCAGUGAACAAGUCACUCGCAAGCUGUGCCCGGUGACGUCUAAUGACCUCACGCAUCUGAUCGGUAAUGGCGAGUAUAUGAACACAUUCCUUGCCGAGAUAGAUCCGUCUUCAUCCGUCUCGAAUCAUUGAAGCUUGAAAGUCAGGUUCAGUAUGUCCGUGGAUUACGAGCAUGACCUCCUGCUCAUCACCGCAGCCAGCGGCAAGCAAUCUACUGGACUACUACCACACCUGAGACAAUGGAAGCGUCUUCGCCUACAGGUAGCAUCCGAAGCCUCCAGAGAGCGGCUUCAGAAAGAAUACCCGAACGCUGAGGUCGUCCAGGCGCACAUGUCAGAUCACCAAGCGUGCCGUAAGCUGCUCGAGGGAGUAGCAUAUUGCUUUCUCAUUACACCCGCUUUCCAGCCCCACGAAACCGAGUCUGGGUACAACAUCAUUGAUGCAGCCGUACAGCAACUACCAGAACAUGGCGGAAACUUCAUGCAUCUCGUCUACUCGAGCGUGCUGCACCCCAUCAAGCGAGCACUUAUCAACCAUGAUUGCAAGCGCUAUGUAGAGGAGUACCUGACCGAAUCGAAACUCCCGUAUACAAUUGUGCAACCAACUCAGCUGAUGGAGAAUCUGCCUCUCGCCAAACUUGCAAGCGAAGACCAACCGGUGCACCGCAUGCCGUGGAGCCCAGACACGCCAUUCUCUCUUGUCUCAUGUCUGGAUCUAGGCCAAGCUGUGGCGAACAUUUUGAGCGACUCUAAGAAGCAUAGAUAUGCUACGUAUCAGAUUGUAGGCACAGAACAGCCGCUCAACUUCCAUGAGGCGAUGAGGAUUAUGUCGGAGGAGCUAGGAAGGGAGGUCAAGAUUGAGCAGAUCACGUUCGAAGCGGGCGCCAAGUUUUUCGUCGGUAUGCUUACCAGAGGCCAGCCUGAGAACGCGAGUUUCGAGAAUUGGCAAGGACCUGCGAGAAUGUUCCUGUACUAUAACGACAAGGGUUUGCUUGGCAACCCGAAUGUGCUGGAGAUGUUGUUAGGGAGGAAGCCGUUGUCGUAUAGAGGUUGGGUUAAGGAGAGCUUGAAACAUGUUAAAAGAUAGACAGACUAUAGGCAUUACUUCAUCUCCACAAUUGUUGU
Molecule: messenger RNA, 1190 nt
Organism: Baudoinia panamericana UAMH 10762
Lineage: Eukaryota; Fungi; Ascomycota; Dothideomycetes; Mycosphaerellales; Teratosphaeriaceae
Exons: 1
Coding region: 220-1152 (310 amino acids)
Source: RefSeq, a predicted model, not a curated record